GGGUAACUGGAGCAUGCUGUAUACCUACCACCACUAUCGACUGCGCACUAUACCCCUAUAUACAGUCUACCUGUCGCCAUUUUAGAAAUUUAGGAAAAUGAUUUUACUCUUCAUCAAAUUUCAUAUGUAGUGAGGAUUAAGGAUUUGUGACUUAUUGACUGGUUCUGUGCAUAAGAUCCAUAAUGGAGAAGUUCCGUGGUAUCCCUUUUAUGGUUUUGCCUCGAAAAGAACAGAACCGUUUGGCAAACCAACUGGACCAGACGGAUUGUACAGGCAAAGACUACAUUGUCUUUGCUCAAACUCUGGAAAAGAUGUGUGCCUAUCAGCUAGGUGUUGUGGAAUUCCAUGCUUUAAGGGUGAUGCAAACCAAAACAAUUGGUCCCACCCUGACGUUGUUUGACCAUUACUAUGUCCACAAUCCUAAGAUCACUCUGGACUUAGUGUACAGGGUCCUACAGGAAAUGGGCCUGGAUGACUGCACGGCUGUGCUGGACGAAGCCUAUGAAGAUAUCAAAAAAAGACAUGAGUCAGGACGUUGCCAACCUUUCAAUGAGGACAGACAAUUGAAUGUACACAGAUGUACAUGUGAAAGUUGUAGACCAUUACACUCGGUAGAACAAGAAGACAUCCCUUCCAAUAACACAAACCCCCGUUGCCAUCCUCCUUGCACAACUUGUUCAUCUUCUCAGAGGACCUGUCAUCCUUCAUGGACAAACUGUGAGCGUUCAAACAUUAAUUGCAUACAUCCAAAUAUAAGCAGUGUGCAUUCAAGGUUACUCCCCACUGAGAGUGCUGGACACCCAUAUGCUCCUCCCCAAGUUACUCCGUAUCUGCAGCAAAAUAAUCACUUUGUGCGUCAGAAUGAACACCUAAUGCAGAGACAAGACAGGUUCUCUCAAGAUGGACCAAACUGGGUACCCCGUGGACACCCCAUAUCCCAUGAUGGACACAACAUAAUGCGUCAUGUUCCUCAGAAUGUAGUUGUGCCACCGUGUCCACCGUGUCCACCUCACCCACCCGCUCACUAUAGUACAUCAACAGUACAGCUACCAUACUACCAAGGCAGUUCCCUAAAAACCCCAGUCACCCAUGUCUCUACUCAGCCUGGACCAGAAACUGGUGCCAUUCCAAAACAGCCCAGUCAACGUGUUGAUGAAUCUGAAGGCAGUUCACUGUCCCCUCUCACAUCACAGAGUUAUGUUGAUAACAGGCAGUGUUUACCAAGAAAUUUGUAUCAGCAGUUCUAUCCAUCCCCUGGUCGAAAAGAACCGCCGACUCAAGCAAAUGAUUCUGACAACUACUGUAGACUUUUGCCUGAGGUGAAUGAUUUAGGGAAAGACAAUGUGAUGAGACCAGUAAGGACAAACCAGUGUACUUGUCCACCGUAUGUCAGGCCUCAGUAUACACCAUCAAUACCAGCUGGUGAGUAUCAGAACAGGUCACAAAUUAGUUUCAUACCUCCUUCAGACAGUGAAGAAGAUGAUUCUGAUGAGACUAAGUUACUUGAAGUAGUUGAGAGUUCCAGUUGUAAUCGGUCACAGUUGACAUUUCAAUCUCCAACCAAGAAUGGUCCAUCAAGUACCAGACAGUCAAGUAACAAGGCUGAUGCUGAGCGUCGUUACUCCGAUCCACCAGAUAAUUUUCCACCCUCAAGUCCCUUUGACAAUGGCGUGAGGCGAUCCAUUAGCGACGAUGAAUUAAAAUGUAGCCUCAGCCCUGCAGAACCUGUCUACUUGCAUAAAGUACAAAAUCCAAUCAAGCUAUUCCUUACAUUUGCUGAUGACAGUGAAGAACACUUGGAAGAAGUUCUUGAUUUGGGUAAACUGCUAAAAGAAAUGGGCUACAGUGUGAAAUGUGACAUGUUUGACCAAACCAUUCAAAAACUGAUCUCCGACCCUGGUUCUAGGGAGGUACAACAGAGCAUGCAGCAGUUCUUCAGUAAUUCCCAUGACUGGCUGGAUGACCAGAUCCUUAACGCUUCUUACCUGGUCUUCUGUAUCUCACCAAAGUACUUUCAGUAUGUUAGACCACAGGAGGAGAUAUAUGGAAACAGCACUGCUCAUAGUGUUGGAAGUGCCCGCAGUUUGACGGAGAUGGCCCAGCCUAACAGCUGCCACCUCCAUACAAAGUACAUUUACAACCAAGCAUGCAGUGAACAUUUACAAAAACUUACACAAAACAAAAGGUUUUUUCCAGUCUUAUUUCAGAAAUCUGGGGCUACCCAACAUCACAUUCCGAACAUUUUUAAGUCAACUUGGAUUUUCAACUAUCCUGAUCCCAAAAAAUCGCUGCUGACAUAUCUCAGCAACCAGUUCAAAGAAAGAACCAUGCAGUAGGUGUCUAUCAUCUCCUCAUGCCAAAACUGGGGAGGGGAUAACAAGCUGUUUGUCUGCAUGUCCAUAAUUGUUCCCCUUUCGUCUUCGCUGUAGCAACCUCAUUUUUAAUCAUAUUUUGAUCAAACAUCAUAUAAUGGUCAAGUAUGAGAAUAACUGGAACAAGUUUGUAUUUAUGGGUGCUAAGGUCAUUAUUAAGGUCACGGUUACUAUUUAUAUAAAAUAUUUGUCAGCAUACUAGUGACUUCCUCAUUUAAUGCAUUUUAAUCUAACUUCAUAUAUUUAUUGUAAUUGGUCAAGUAUGAGAAUGUAUGAGAAUACAAGGUAUCUCAAACGAACUCAUUUUUCAAGGUCCCAAGGUCAAUGAUAAGGUCACUGUUAUCAUUUAAAGGAAAUCCAGUUUUUUCAUCCUUCAGGUGAUUUGAUUUUGAUAUAUUAUGGUUCAAUUGCAUCCAUGAAAAUAUUCUUACAUAAUGUACGUGUGCUGAUUAAAUUUUAUGAAGAAAAGAAAAUGCAUAUAGAUACUGCAUGUAUAAUUAUAUUGAUAACCAGGAGUGUAAUGUGACUAUAGACAGUGCACUGUUGGAGGGAUUAAUCACGAUAUACCUUGGUACACUUUUAUCUAAUAACACCCUUAUCAGCAUCACGACAGCUUAUGUAAUUAGCCUCAGGCUAGCUAGUAGGCUUAUUGUAGAAUAAUUUCAUAUUUUGGUAGGUACAGUUCAGGUAUAUGCUUUGCAGCUAGUAGGGAUUUGUAUCGCGCCUCGAUCCCUGGUGGUGAAAAUUUUAAAUAAAAUACCUGUUUACUAGUUAA
Messenger RNA from Pecten maximus, 3147 nucleotides. RefSeq lists its product as uncharacterized. Gene Ontology annotation, biological process: humoral immune response; positive regulation of canonical NF-kappaB signal transduction. Lineage: Eukaryota; Metazoa; Mollusca; Bivalvia; Pectinida; Pectinidae. The record is from RefSeq and is a predicted model, not a curated record. The coding region runs from base 183 to 2336 and encodes 717 amino acids. The transcript is spliced from 5 exons.